GCCAAAAUUUUCCAAAAUCACAAGUGUCGUAAUCAGUCAUGGGUUCCAAGUUACUUCCCGAAGCAAUAAGUAGUUGAGGAGUAUUAGCUAGUAGUUGCCAUGUACCCAGCAGGAAACGUCAGCUCUGCUGACUUUGUCUUCCACCUUACUUUUCCUCUCUUCUUCACGUCAGCUUCUGAUUUUGACUCUUCACUUUUCUAUCCAAACUUCCUUUAACUUCAAUCUUCCACAAAUCUCCUUCCUUUAACUUCCUUGCUAUGUCUUCCCGUUAACUAAAUUAACAGAACCCGGAAACAAAAACACAAACAAAUACUAACCCAGUUCUCCUUUUUGCUUCUUCAGCUAUGUUGUUGAAGCAAUUCGCAGUGUUGGUUUUGAUUUUGAGUGUUGGUUUGAGCUCUGUGUGUGCGAGGUUUGUGGUUGAGAAGAGUAGUUUGAGCGUGUUGUCUCCUUUGAGCCUGCGUGGAAAAUACGACAGUGCACUUGGGAACUUUGGGGUUCCCGACUACGGAGGUUUUCUGGUGGGUUCUGUUGUGUAUCCUGAGAAAGGAGCUUCUGGUUGUGAAGCUUUUGAAGGUGAUAAGCCUUUCAAAUCUAAGUUUCCCACGCCAACUAUCCUGCUUCUUGAUCGAGGAGAGUGCUACUUUGCCUUGAAGGUAUGGAACGGUCAACAGGCCGGAGCAGCGGCAGUUUUAGUUGCGGAUAACAUAGACGAACCGCUGAUCACUAUGGAUUCUCCUGAGGAGAGCACUGAUAAAGAUGGGUAUGUAGAGAAGAUUGAAAUCCCGUCAGCGCUGAUAGAGCACUCCUUUGCCAAGAGCUUGAAGCAGGCCUUGAAGAAUGGAGGAGAAGAUGUUGUGAUAAAAAUGGACUGGAGAGAGUCAGUGCCCCAUCCUGACCAGAGAGUUGAGUAUGAAUUGUGGACAAACAGCAAUGAUGAGUGUGGAACUCGCUGUGAUGAGCAGAUGAACUUUAUCAAAAAUUUCAAGGGCCAUGCUCAAAUUCUGGAGAAGGGAGGCUAUACUUUGUUUACACCACACUACAUAACCUGGUAUUGCCCUAUGGCCUUUACUCACAGCAGUCAAUGCAAGUCUCAGUGCAUAAACCAUGGGAGAUAUUGUGCGCCUGAUCCAGAACAGGAUUUCAGUGAAGGGUAUGAUGGAAAGGAUGUGGUUUUUGAGAAUUUGAGGCAGCUUUGCGUGCAUAGAGUUGCCAAUGAGAGCAAUCAGUCCUGGGUUUGGUGGGAUUAUGUGACUGAUUUUCAUAUCAGAUGCUCCAUGAAGGAGAAAAAGUAUAGCAAAGAAUGCGCCGAGACUGUAAUUAAAUCACUUGGUCUGCCCAUUGACAAGAUUAAGAAAUGUAUUGGGGAUCCUGAAGCUGAUGUAGAAAAUGAAUUGCUGAAAACUGAACAAGAACUCCAGGUUGGCCGAGGAUCUCGUGGUGAUGUUACUAUCUUGCCAACACUAGUUAUCAAUAAUGUUCAAUAUCGAGGAAAAUUGGAGAGAACUGCUGUGCUGAGGGCUAUAUGCUCUGGAUUCCAGGAGACAAAAGAUCCUCCAAUUUGUCUAACUGCGGAUCUUGAGACUAAUGAGUGCCUCGAAAGGAAUGGUGGCUGCUGGCAGGACACGAAAGCGAACAUCACUGCUUGCAAGGACACAUUUAGAGGAAGAGUCUGUGAGUGCCCCACUGUGAAGGGCGUUCAGUUCAGAGGAGAUGGAUAUUUAUACUGUGAAGCCUAUGGACCUGGAAGAUGUGAAAUAAACAAUGGAGGUUGCUGGACCGAUGCCAAAAAUGGAUUAACCUUCUCAGCCUGCUCAGAGUCCCAGUUAACAGGAUGCCAGUGUCCAAAAGGCUUCCGUGGCAACGGUCUUACAUGUGAAGAUAUAAAUGAAUGCAAGGAACGUUCUGCCUGUCAAUGCAAUGGCUGCUCCUGUACAAACACCUGGGGAGGAUACGAGUGCAAGUGUAAAGGAGACCUUCUUUACAUUAAGGAACAUGAUACCUGUAUUGAAAGAAGUGGAUCAAAAUUUGGAUGGGCCAUUACUUUCGUGGUCCUAGCAGUUGUGGUGGGCGCUGGUUUAGCCAGUUAUGUAUUCUACAAAUACCGACUCCGGUCUUACAUGGACUCAGAGAUGAUGGCUAUAAUGUCACAGUACAUGCCAAUUGACAACCAGCACAAUAUCGAAACGGCAGGUGAAGCACAACCGUCACGACAAACAUCAGUGUAGGAAACAAAUUCUAAAGCAACUUAUGAGACAAAAAUACUUUCGAAUGUAUAAGAGUCUGGCGUUACACCAACCACAGAGAUUCUUUACGUCCUUUACUGUGCCUCUUCUGGGCAAACAUGAGUUAUACGUACACAAACUCAUUAUUCACAGGACUGUUUCUUUUUCCACUUUGUAGAUGCAGAGGUUGAGCUGUAAAAUUUAAGUUAAAAGAAUACCAUUAUCAGCACAAAUAAGGGGGGGCCUGGUGAAUGAUGCACCAUGUGUAUAAAUGUGGAUUGAAAGUUGCCAUUGGGAUGAUACUGUGGAUUGUGGAAUCGGUUAUCGUCACAAACUGGAUACAUUUAUUGAGACACUGAAAACCUGAGCUUUAUGUCUUCAA
Molecule: messenger RNA, 2607 nt
Organism: Mangifera indica (mango)
Lineage: Eukaryota; Viridiplantae; Streptophyta; Magnoliopsida; Sapindales; Anacardiaceae
Product: vacuolar-sorting receptor 6-like
Exons: 13
Coding region: 345-2228 (627 amino acids)
Molecular function (GO): calcium ion binding
Source: RefSeq, a predicted model, not a curated record